Molecule: messenger RNA, 468 nt
Organism: Lottia gigantea (owl limpet)
Lineage: Eukaryota; Metazoa; Mollusca; Gastropoda; Lottiidae
Exons: 3
Coding region: 1-468 (155 amino acids)
Source: RefSeq, a predicted model, not a curated record
AUGCGUGAUGUAGCAAAUACACGUGAACAUAUCCUGAAACAUGGAUCAUUUGCUGCUCCUGGAGAAUUUAAUUUGACCAAAAAGAAAAGAGUGGUGAAACUUGACGACAAAGUUACUGUCAAAACUGGAAAAAAGAUGCGCCAAAUUGUUACACGCGAAAAGACCUCAAAGAAAACCAAACACUAUCCAAUAAUCAACAAUCUAGUUGAACAAGGAUGGACUGUUAUCAACACCAGUCGUUACCAGAUUACAGUGGUCAAACUUCCCGAAGCUGAGACAAAGACAAAAAACACAUCGCCUCCAAAGGCUACAUCAAUGAAGAAAAGCGAAAACAGUUCAGAGAAGAAUGACAAUCAAGUUGGAUUUGGAGUGUCACAACAGGAGAAGAACACUCUAUUACGAAGAUUUAUGAAAAGAUCUCAGAGAGUUAUUGGGAGAUUUUUUAUUUGCGGAAAGAAGGAAGAUUGA